GUGAACACAAUUUUCCAAGCACAUGUUAUUUUUGUAAACAUUGUUUCAAAAAACUCUGGUUGUCACUAAAAUAUCAGUUUAAUUUAUGUUAAUUUGAAAGAAUCUGAAAACACAAAACCAGUUACCAUGAAAAAUCGUUCCUCGAAAAGCAUCAGACGAAAGGAUGCAUUCAUAAAAAAGAAUGAAGAAAGCCAAAAGAAAGAACUCGAUGUGUUAUUACCUGGAACAGGUGGUUUCAUUGAACCCGAUCAUAACGAAAAAACUUAUCAAAUAAAUCAAAAUGAAAUCGUUUCUUCCGUCGAUUUAACCAGUGCUACUAAAUGUUUUGAUUUAAAGUUGGGUUAUGGACCAUACGUCGUCAAUUAUUUUAGGAAUGGUCGUCAAGUGUUGAUUGGCGGUGAAAAGGGUCAUGUUGCGGCCAUGGAUUGGGUGACAAAAAAACUAAUUUGUGAAUUUAAUGUGAUGGAAUCAGUUCAUGCCAUAAAAUGGUUACAUAUGCCCAAUAUUUUUGCUUGUGCCCAGAGAGAUUGGGUUCAUAUUUAUGACGACAAAGGAACCGAAAUUCAUUGUUUAAAAAAACUCUAUAAAGUUAACCAAAUGGAAUUUUUGCCUCAUCAUUUUUUAUUGGUCACAGCUUCUGAGCAAGGAUUUUUAUCUUGGACCGAUACAACGUGUGGAAAAUUGAUUGCUCAGUUUAGACCAGCAAAAGUAAAAAAAAUCAUGAGUAUGGCUCAAAGUUAUACAAACGGUGUAAUUUUGACUGGUCAUUCGAAUGGUGUUGUAAACAUGUGGACUCCAAACAGCCAAGACCCUGCUAUUCAAAUGCUCUGUCAUUCUGGAUCAUUGACUGAUAUCGGUAUCACAUCUGAUGGUACAAGAAUGGUGUCAUUAGGGACAGACAGAAAGAUGAAAUUAUGGGACAUAAGAAUGUUGAAACCAUUGAAAAGUUAUAGUUUAAAAUCCAUAGGUUCAUGUAUUGAUGUAAGUCAGCGAGAUUUGAUUGGAGUUAGCUUUGGAAAUAUUGUUCAGAUUUUCAAAGAUUGUUGGAAUACAGAACUUAAAGAGCCUUAUUUGCGUAGUAAAUCCAAUGGAUUGAUAAAAAGUAUAAAAUUUUGCAAUUUUGAAGAUGUAUUGGGCAUCGGCCAUGAAAAUGGUUUCUCAAGCAUUUUGGUUCCAGGAGCAGGGGAACCUAAUUUUGACGCUCUAGAGAGCAAUCCAUUUAUGACAAGCUCGCAAAGACGAGAAAUGGAGGUUAAAAUGUUGCUUUCUAAAAUACCAUCCGAAUUGAUAAAUGUGGAUCCCGGAAUCAUAGGAAAAUUUGCUAUCAAACAACUACAGCAAAAGGGUCUUGAAAAUACUAAAAAAAGUAAACUUAAAAAAAUUAACGAUUUUUCCAAUGUUUUGGAUAGAUUUAUAAAAAAAAUGAAAUAAAAUCUAUUUGAAGUUAAA
Messenger RNA from Tetranychus urticae (two-spotted spider mite), 1449 nucleotides. RefSeq names its product WD repeat-containing protein 46-like. Gene Ontology annotation, biological process: maturation of SSU-rRNA from tricistronic rRNA transcript (SSU-rRNA, 5.8S rRNA, LSU-rRNA). Gene Ontology annotation, molecular function: protein binding. Gene Ontology annotation, cellular component: nucleolus; small-subunit processome; 90S preribosome. Lineage: Eukaryota; Metazoa; Arthropoda; Arachnida; Trombidiformes; Tetranychidae. The record is from RefSeq and is a predicted model, not a curated record.